AGCUUCCUUCUCUCUUCUUUUUUCGCUCUCUCUCUUUCUAGACUUCGUUUUGUUGACGACACCAACUCUCUCUCCCCCUCUCUCUCCCUGCGCGCGCGUCGCAGACCCAACGUCCUCCCUCUCCCCUCCCCAGAGAGGGAAAUAUCAUUUUUCAAUAAAAUUGCUGGAAAGCACAAUCUAACAUCCUGGGCUGUUAUUUACUUCUUCCAUAGAGCCUCCGGAGAAUGCAGCUUUUUAGGGUUUUCUCCGUGGGCUCUCAUUUUUCUGAGAGCUUCGAUUCAGCGACAGGUUAAUGGUAAUCUGCUAGAUUAGAAUGAUUUAUUCAAAUUGAGAUGGGCUCGUGUGGGAAAUCAAGUAUAUUAGACGACGCCUCAAGCGGGUCUGUCAUUGAGCAGCACUCACGCGCAGAGUUUCCAUUGCAGUCUAUUCCUGUGCAGCGGUCCUGUCCAUUAGUAACUUGCAAUGCAUUGGACACUAAUGUGGAGCACUCCAAUAUGAUGGAGGGACGUAUGAUUUCGUCUAGAGAGGUCCACACUGGGUGUGCCAGCUCCAUUGUUGCUCCAGAGAUGUCCAGAGAUUCAUGGUUGAUGGCGAAGGAAAAUGACAAUACUGAUAGGUUACAAUGCUCAGGUACAGUAGUAAGUUGCAAUGCGGUAGACUCUAAUGUUAAGCGCUCCAAUAUGAUAGAAGGUUGUAUGAAUUCGUCUGGAGAGGUCCACACUGGGUCUUCAAGUUCCACUGAUGUUCCACAGAUAUCCGGAGAUUCAUUGUUGAUGGAGAACAAAAGUGAAAAUACGGUUAGUUUACAGCGGUACUGUCCAGUGGUUACUAGCAAUGUGUCGGACUCUAAUGCUGAGCACUCCAAUAUGAUCGAAGGUUCUGUGGAUUCAUCUAGAGAGGUCCACACAGGGUCUGCAAGCCCUGUUGAUGCUACAGAGGUGCCCAAAGAUUCAUUGUUGAUGGUGAAUAAAAAUGGAAUUACUGAUAUUUCACAACAGUCCUGCCCAGUAGUAACUUCCAAUGUGUUGGACUCUAAUGUUGGUUGCUCCAAUAUGAUGGAAGGUUGUAUGAAUUUGUCUAGAGAGGUCCACACUGGGUCUGCAGUUUCCAUUGAUGUUCAAGAUAUGUCCAGAGAUUCACUGUUGACGGUGAACAAAAAUGAAAAUACCGGUACACGUUCAGUUGUAGCUUCCAAUGUGUCGGACUCUGAUGUUGAGUGCUCCAAUAUGGCGGAAGGUUAUAUGAAUUCAUCUAGAGAGGUCCACUCUGGGUCUGCAAGUCCCAUCAAUGCUUUGGAGAUGCCCAGAAAUUCAUUGUUGGAGAACAAAAGUGGAAAUACUGAUAUUUUACAACAGUCCUGUCUAGUAGUGACUUGCAAUGCGUUGGACUCUAAUGUUGAGCACCCCAACCUGUUGGAAGGUUGUAUACAUUCAACCAGAGAGAUGGGAGGCUCCAUUGAUGCUCCAGAGGCAAUCAGAGAUUCAUUGCUGAUGGAGAACAAAAGUGAAAAUACUGAUCUAUUACAACAGUCCUGUCUAGCAGUAACUUGCAAUGCGUUGGACUCUAAUGUUGAGCGCUCUAACAUGAUGGAAGGUUGUAUGAAUUCAUCUAGAGAGGUCCAUACAGGACCUGCAAGUCCUAUUGAUGUUCUAGAGAGGUCUGAAGAUUCUUUGUUGAUGGUGAAUAAAAGUGAAAAUACUGAGAUGUCACUUCUGGAGAAAACCUCAGAGAAUGAAAGCCAGACUUGUCCAAGUAUAUUUUGUGCGCAAAUUAAACUUUCUAAUCUAGAAAAUGUCAGGUUGGUCUCGGAAGGAAAACCUCAUGCCAAAGAUGGCCUCAAAAUGCCAUCAGACUUCAUAUUGACUAGUGGUUCACCUAAGGAUUGUGUUCAUCAGGAUGGGCACAAGGAUGAGAAGAGCAACAUAUUCCACUCUGAAGGUGAAAAAGAUGCUGGUUUACCAACUGGCUUCCUGGUUUAUUACGACCAACAAAGCGAACAAGAGGACCCUAUGAGAAAUGCUAAUCAAUUGUUGGAGGGUGUCAACGAAGGUGAUUUGAUUUGUGGGAUUGAAGCUGAUGCCUACAAGCAGACUCAUUCACAGGGCAGUGAAGUACCCACAGAUGUAAUAUAUACUGAAGCAGAGGCCACAAGUGAUCAGAAAGAUGGUGACGAUGAAAAUAGUCCUGAUGAAGACUUUGUUGAUAAAGAAAGUAUCAUUAAUACACAUGUCCAAGUAUUCUCCUCACCAGGCCAUGAAAGGAUCCUGGGGAGUUUGCCUGUAACUUGUUCAUCUAGCGAGGCUAUCCACUCAGAUAAGGAGAAGGGGAUUGAUGAUAUCGAUACUGAUUUUGAUGCAGAAGGUGUUGUGAAAGUUAAGGAAAAAAAUAAUGAUGUUAGUACUGAAAUAAAUGUUGAAAUGAAGAACAAUAUGCCAAAAGAUGAUAAUGCAUGCAAGUUUAAUGACAGUUCCUCAAAAACUCAUGCCAACUGUACCUUGAGAAAAACGUUUCCUCCUGAAUCAGAUCUUCCUUCUGUUGACUAUAUCAGUAUUAGCUCUCCAAGGGACGUGCCUGAUCUUCUCAAGGAGGUAAAUGGUUCCAUCAGUUAUAAUAGCCUUGUGGGCGAUUCUGGGGAGGCAGACUGUAUUAGGAAAGAUAUUAUACAAGUUGAUUAUAUCUCUGAAGGCAAUUAUUCUGGGAAUGCGUCCUUGCCUAUUCGAAGGAAUAGUCGAAGAAGUAAAUCUAGUCAUAAGACACAGACCAAAAGGGCUUCGAGGAAAUGCAAGAACAAAACCAGUGUGCCACUCCUAGGUGGGGAUAUGAAGAUGAUCCUGGAGGCUGCUAGAAGGAAAAGAAGCUGUUUCUCUAAACCAGCUCGUUCUUCUAUCUGGGGAUUGGUAGGAAACAUUAAUAAGUUUUUUGAACAAGAUAAUGAUAUUGGAGUUGAUCAGGUUAUGUGUCAAGGAUUGGGGAAGGUGAGAGGUGCCCGUAAAAGUGGCACAAGGAACAAGAAGGGUGCAAUUUCUAGCUCACUGAGUUCAACGAAGAAAUGCUGUGCUUCAACGACUCGUGUUCGCUUGAAGAUUAAACUGGGGAAAGAAGUUCAUUUAAGUUGUUCAGAUGUCUUGGUUCCAGAUGUUAUGAACGGUUCAUGUUCUGCUUCUAAUGCGGGGCCUGGUCCAGGCUCUCAGGAAAGAAACAGCAAUGCUGGCAAUAAAUGUUCAGAAGCGGUUGAAGUAGGCAAGUCUGAAUCUUUAACAAACAGCCUGGAUGAGGAUGCCCUUGUUCUGAAUGGACAAAUGGCAAAUCAUCACUUUGAAGCUGCUGCAACAGAAGACAAGUCAGAUGAGGUCACCGAGCAAGUAUUGCAUAUGAUCUCUCCAGAGAGCAUGAUUGAACCGCUGAGAGAGACACGUAAUGAUAAGGGGAUGGAUCCUGGAACUUCGCCUGAUUCAGAAGUUAUCAAUUCAGUUCCUGAAGUCCAGGGUGGAGAAAGACAUCAACAAGGUUUGCACGAUUCUAUUCUUGGUUCUUCUAUAGUGUCUGCUGGUGGGAGAAGGAAGAAGCAAGACAAACUUACUUCUUCAAGUAGUUCUGUUGUUGAAGAUGGCUCACAAGGGCCACCAAGGAAAAAUAAAUCCAAGCACUCAAAGAAUCGUGGACGUAAAAAGAAUCCCAAUGAUGUUGUUUGCUCCAUGAGUUUGCAUACUUCCACUAGUAUAAAUGCCGUGAGCUACUCAGUAAGCCAUAAAGAAUUAUCCAGUGAAUCAUUGCCCCCAUCUGGAGAGAUUGAACUUGAAGACUCCGCUGAGGCUUUGAAAGUAAAAAAUGACAUGAAAGUUGAGACUACUUGCAGCCCAAAUGACAAUUAUGAGCUUUCAGCAAGAUCCUCAGGUCGUAAACUUCCUAAAAGUCUUACAUCUUGUAAAAUCAUCACUCCCAAAUCAAAAGCUUCUAACUCAAUGAGCCGGAAAAAGACUGGUAGCAGACGUAGGGAGAAACAACUGAAACCUAUUGAGAAGAGUGAAGUCAAGGGAAAAGCUGUUUCUGAAAAGGUUAUCUCUGAAGCAGAAGAUUGUGCAGGACAUGUUGAUGGAAGUGGUAGAUUGGAUGAUGUUGGAAAAACUAAUGCCGGUGACAACAAAGUAUCAGUAAAUGGAUCCAAUUUGGACACAAUAGUUAGUACUGGUUUGGGGGAGCAGCAUCCAUCACUUCAUAAUGCAUGGGUGCGCUGUGAUGAUUGUCACAAGUGGCGGCGUAUUCCUGUUGAGCUUGCAGAUCUAAUUGAAGAAAAACAGUGCACCUGGACCUGUAAGGAUAGCAAUGAUAAAGCCUUUUCUGAUUGCUCUAUACCCCAAGAAAAGUCAAAUGCAGAGAUCAACGCAGAGUUGGGAUUAUCAGAUGCAUCAGGAGAAGAAGAUGCUUAUGAAGGCCGUAAAAAGGAUAAGAAGUUGGAAUAUCAUCACCCAACAGUUCACCAGGAGUCAACUUUUACCCAUGUUCUUACUAAUGAGUUUCUGCACCGCAGCCGCAAAACUCAGACUAUUGAUGAGAUAAUGGUUUGCCAUUGUAAACCACCAUCAGAAGGUAGGUUUGGUUGUGGGGAUGAAUGUCUAAAUCGGAUGCUCAACAUUGAAUGUGUUCAAGGAACCUGUCCAUGCGGGGAUCUUUGUUCAAAUCAACAGUUCCAGCAACGCAAGUAUGCCAGCUUGACGUGGUUCAAAUGUGGGAAAAAAGGUUACGGGUUGAGGGCUGUUGAUGAUAUAUCUAAAGGGAAGUUUCUUAUUGAAUAUGUUGGGGAGGUGCUUGAUAUGCAUGCUUAUGAGGCACGGCAAAGAGAGUAUGCUUUCAAGGGUCAUCGGCAUUUCUACUUCAUGACCUUGAAUGGCAGCGAGGUGAUAGAUGCAAGUGCAAAAGGAAACCUGGGACGUUUCAUUAAUCACAGUUGUGAUCCUAAUUGCCGAACAGAAAAGUGGAUGGUGAAUGGCGAAAUCUGUAUUGGACUUUUUGCAUUGAGGGAUAUAAAGCAGGGUGAAGAGGUGACAUUUGAUUACAACUAUGUAAGGGUCUUUGGUGCUGCUGCCAAAAAAUGUUAUUGUAGUUCACCUCUAUGUCGUGGUUAUAUAGGUGGUGGUGAUCCACUUAAUGCUGAAGUCAUUGUUCAAGGUGAUUCAGAUGAAGAAUUUCCAGAACCAGUGAUGCUUACCGAAGGUGGUGAAAUUGAAGGCAGUAUACCUAGAUCUGAUGUUAUGCAUGCUGAAAGGAAUUUGUCAAAAGACAGAGAUCUAGUUGACAAGUCUAGAAGUGCUCAAGUGCCAGGCAAUAAUCAGGAGGAGAAUUCUGUAAUCCCAUCUCCUGCUAUUUCCCUGUUGCACUGCCCAUUAGAUGGGGAAGAUUCAAUGGGCAAAUUGCCAUCAUCUGACAUGGAAGAAAUUUCUCAACAAAUGGAGGAUGUGAUUAGUAAAUCCAUGCCUGCUGUACAACCACGGUAUUUGUUGAAACCAGAGCUUCCUGACAAUAUUUCUUCCAGCCAAAGAAUGGAGGCUUCUGCUACACCUAUUAGUAAAAUGAUGUCAAAUUUUAUUAAGAAUAAAAGAGAAUCCAAGUCUGAAAUAGUUGAGGACAGGCCUGGUUUUCCAAAAACACAUAUGCUUGUGAAGACCUCUCGAGCAAACAGUUCAGUUAAAAAGGGAAAGGUUCAUGCUAAUCAUUCAAAUGGCCUCAAAGCUGCAGUGGCAGCCAACAGAUUGCAGGUAGCAUCAAUCAAACCUAAAAAGGUGGUGGAAGGUUCUUCCAAUGGCCGUUUUGAAGCAGUUCAGGAGAAACUUAAGGAGUUGUUAGAUGAGGAUGGAGAAGGAGGAAUAAGCAAAAGAAAAGAUGCAACCAAAGGCUACUUAAAGCUGCUGCUUCUCACUGUGGCAUCAGAUGAUAGGAAUAAUGGCGAAGCAAUUCAAAGCAAUCGAGAUCUUUCCAUGAUCCUUGGUGCCCUUCUGAAAACAAAAUCUAGAGCAGUGCUGAAUGAUAUAAUUAACAAGAAUGGUCUGCAGAUGUUGCAUAACAUUAUGAAACAGUACAGACGGGAUUUCAAGAAAACUCCCAUACUACGGAAGCUUCUCAAGGUCUUGGAGUAUCUAGCAGCAAGCAAGAUUUUGACAUACGACCACAUUAAUAGCGGCCCCCCCUGUCAUGGAAUGGAGAGCCUUAGGGAGUCCAUGUUGUCUCUGACAGAGCAUGAUGACAAACAGGUCCAUCAAAUUGCUCGAAGCUUUCGGGACAGAUGGAUUCGCAGACCUUUCAAAAGACAUGGUUAUGUGGACCGAGAUGAUUUCAAGGGAGAAUCUCAUAGGAAUUUUAACUGCAAUAGAUUUUCAGCACCACAGAACCAUAGGCGGGAGCUCGAUGUGAGACCUAACGAAGCAACAGAUUGUGCCCAGCAAUCAAAACUUGUGACAACUUCAGUAGAUGUUGGUUCCCAGGAAGGCUGCUCUGCAGUGUCUUUAGAUGGGUGUAAAGUUGAUGGGACGAAAAGGCGCAAGCGUAAAAGCAGAUGGGAUCAACCUGCAGAGACAAUUUCAAAUUUAUCAUCUAGUCCAUGUAAGAAACAAAAUGUCGAUUCUGGGCUAUCAAUGCGUGCUGAUGCAGCUAUUGACUCUUUUGAUGGAAGUCAGAACAUUACUGAGGAUUUCCCCCCAGGUUUUUCCUGUCCUGUUCAACCGCAAUUGGAUUCUUCGAAUGCUUCACCUCACCCUGUUGAUCUUGCUUCGCAAAGUGUGGGCAAUUCUGGGUGCCCCCCAGAUACAGUAAUUGGACAUCUAAAGGAGAAAUUUAAUUCUCGCAUGCCUGUCUCAUAUGGAAUGCCAUUAUCUUUUGUCCAACAGUUUGGCACACCUCGUACUGAAAUAUCAGGGAGUUGGGUCAUUGCGCCGGGUGUGCCUUUCAGCCCAUUUCCUCCAUUGCCCCCCUAUCCACGGGAUAAUAAUGACUGUCGACCUUCUGGUUCUACUAAUUCUGCAGCUGUAGAUCAGCCUAUUGAAGUUCAGCAACGGGAUAUGAGUGGCCCAGUUGGUUGUUACCCUGAUGAUAUUACUCCCAGCACCACUGAUACUAGCACUAAAGACGUUGACCUUCCACAUGAAGAUGAUAAACAACCUUAUAAACGUUUGAAAGAUUCCUCUUGUGAUUUGGGAAGGAAGUACUUUAGACAGCAAAAAUGGAAUAAUUCAAAAAUACAUCGACCCUGGUUCAGGAGGAAUGCGUGGGGGUCUAAUGGGAACUACACUGCUGGAGGUGUAUGCAGUGUAAGCGUAGGAGAUGGACCAAGUGAGUCAAAAGUUGCAUAUUCUUCGGAGGAUGUAAUCUGUAGAGCGGAGGAAGGUGACAAUAAUGAUGUUUAAUAACAUUUUCAGCAGCAAAAACAGCAUUCAUCCAGGGAUUUCCACCCUUCAUUAUACAUUAAUAUAUUGUCAAUUCAUUUGUUCCGAUUCAAUGAAAAUUUGGUUCAAUUUCGGAAUCCUACUUAAUCAAAAGCUCCAUCAAUGAAGGAAGUUUAUCCCA
Molecule: messenger RNA, 7554 nt
Organism: Neltuma alba
Lineage: Eukaryota; Viridiplantae; Streptophyta; Magnoliopsida; Fabales; Fabaceae
Product: histone-lysine N-methyltransferase ASHH2
Exons: 19
Coding region: 333-7394 (2353 amino acids)
Cellular component (GO): nucleus
Molecular function (GO): histone H3K36 methyltransferase activity; protein binding; zinc ion binding
Source: RefSeq, a predicted model, not a curated record